Leptonychotes weddellii (Weddell seal) is the source of this 2034-nucleotide messenger RNA. The record is from RefSeq and is a predicted model, not a curated record. NCBI's taxonomy places the organism in Eukaryota, Metazoa, Chordata, Mammalia, Carnivora, Phocidae.
AGCCCGGCCUCCGAGCUCUGUCAUGGCGGUAUCUAGUUUUCAGGCCGGUGUAAAGGAACGGGAUGUUAGGGUUUUUAUUAGCGAGACAAGCGGGUUUGGACGACCCUCUUCGCCUCCGGAGAGCGGAGUCCACACAGAGGGUUUUGGGACUGGAGUUAAACAAAGACAGAGAUGUUGAAAGGAUCCAUGGCAGUGGAGUUAACACCCUUGACAUUGAACCUAUUGAAGCAAGAUACAUGUUAUCAGGUGGUUCAGAUGGUGUGAUUGUACUUUAUGAUCUUGAGAACUCCAGCAGACAACCUUAUUACACAUGUAAAGCAGUGUGUUCCGUUGGCAGAAACCAUCCUGAUGUUCACAAAUACAGUGUCGAGACUGUACAGUGGUAUCCUCAUGACACCGGCAUGUUCACAUCAAGCUCAUUUGAUAAAACUCUGAAAGUGUGGGAUACAAAUACAUUACAAACGGCAGAUGUAUUUAAUUUUGAAGAAACCGUUUAUAGUCAUCAUAUGUCUCCAGUUGCCACCAAGCACUGUUUGGUAGCAGUUGGUACUAGAGGGCCCAAAGUACAACUUUGUGACUUAAAGUCUGGAUCCUGUUCCCACAUUUUACAGGUUAUAUUUGCAGGUCACAGACAAGAAAUAAUGGCAGUUUCCUGGUCACCACGUUGUGAAUAUGUCUUGGCAACUGCAAGUGCUGACAGUAGAGUAAAAUUAUGGGAUGUGAGAAGAGCAUCAGGAUGUUUAAUUACUCUUGAUCAGCAUAAUGGAAAAAAGUCACAAGCUGUUGAAUCAGCAAACACUGCUCAUAAUGGGAAAGUUAAUGGCUUAUGUUUUACAAGUGAUGGGCUUCAUCUCCUUACUGUUGGUACAGAUAAUCGAAUGAGGCUCUGGAAUAGUUCCAAUGGAGAAAACACACUAGUCAACUAUGGAAAAGUUUGUAAUGACAGCAGAAAAGGAUUGAAAUUCACAGUCUCCUAUGGCUGCAGUACAGAGUUUGUUUUUGUACCAUAUGGUAGCACCAUUGCUCUUUAUACAAUUUACUCAGGAGAACAGAUAACUAUGCUUAAGGGACAUUAUAAAAGUGUUGACUGCUGUGUAUUCCGGUCUAAUUUCCAGGAACUUUAUAGUGGUAGCAGAGACUGCAAUAUACUUGCUUGGGUACCAUCCUUAUCUGAACCAGUUCCUGAUGAUGAUGAGACUACAACCAAAUCACAGUUAAACCCAGCAUUUGAAGACGCAUGGAGCAGCAGUGAUGAGGAAGGAUGAUUCUCAAUCCUGAGUACCUUUGUGUCUCUACUGAUGAAACUUUUAAAAUGGGACUGUUUUUUGUUGUUAUUGUUUUCUUCCUAACUAUGUGAUGACAGCUAAAUUAACCCUGAAUUUGGGUGAUUUUUUUCACCCAUGUUUUAAAAUGAGGGUAGUAUUUGCAUGAAAUCCUGAAGCAGACCUUUAUAUAGUUUAUUUAAUCAAAAAUAUCUCCUUGAUCCCAGUUGCUGUAGCCUGGGGCAUCCCCUAUUGUUACAGUACUCUCUCUAUUGAGACAGAUCCUGGCAACCCCUGGCCCCCGUGUGAGACCCUGAGCACAUUGUGUGAACUGUAAGAUGCAGUCUCAGAGGAUGAGCAAGUAAAUGUUAUCAGCACUGACUUUCUCCUACUGGCUGUACCAUCACCUUGUUCAUGUUCACUUUCAGUGAUGCUUUUACUGAGGACAAUCAUAUCAAAAAUGAUAGUUGAAAAGUUAGCAUCCAAUUUUUAAAUUCUUUUUUAUUCAUGCUUUCAGUUUUUGCAAUGAUUUCAUUUAGCCAACCACUGUCUAGCUUUAAUUAAAUAUUUUUGGACUCAGUCCAAAAAAUGUGUAUCACAGAAGGUUUUAACUUGGGGGAAAUCCCAUGUUUUCUUUAUUUUUAUGUGUCAGAUGGUAGCUUGUACUCGUGCUUGAACCUCCCUUCUGUGAAUCUUGUUAAGAUGUGACCAAGUCCUGUUUCAGUCAUUAAAGCAGAAAAUGCCCUGGCAGGAAAUCUGGCUCAACAUGAAA